This is a messenger RNA of Fusarium graminearum PH-1, 2050 nucleotides long. RefSeq lists its product as uncharacterized. Lineage: Eukaryota; Fungi; Ascomycota; Sordariomycetes; Hypocreales; Nectriaceae. Bases 424 to 1491 code for a protein of 355 amino acids. The transcript is spliced from 2 exons. The record is from RefSeq and is a predicted model, not a curated record.
GAUACCUUUGCUGAGCUUUACCUUUCAACCACAAACCCUUUUCUCUCCACAUCAAAAGUACUUUUGUUCCAGGGAAACGAACGACCUGCCAUCGUGCCGCGUUGUAUAACAACCAGCGUUUCCCCUCUCGCUCUCUGGCACCACUCCAUCUCUACACGAUCUAUGGCUUCGCCUUUUGAAAAAUAGUACAAACGAAUCAACGACACGUAUCAAUCGAUCGCUUUACACAAUCCGUCCCGUCAAAUACACAUCAUUACUCGAAUCAAACUGUAACCUGUAUUCGAGAUCAGACCAACACACUUACUUGCCAAUACCUUUUCGUCAAAGUUUCCUGUUUACUUACAUUGGCUCUUACCGGCUUGUCAACCACGUUGCCGCAACAUAUAACCUAAAAUGCCUAAGAGAUCCCUUGACGUCGCCAACAUGGGUGGUCCCAACGCCAAGCCUGCGCCCGCGCGAAAGACUGAGCGAUCCCAUGAGGAGAACCAAGAGCGAGCAUAUAUCGCUGCCUCAAGGAGAGCGGACCGAAGCAUUGAAGCCCGCGUCCAAUCUGCCAAGAUGGCCAGCGAAAUUCAUAAGAAGCGAACCGGCAAGGCUUUCCGUAUAACAGAAGAAAUCGUUAUGAAGGAGGAGAUGUACGAAGAGGAAGAUGACGACUUUCCCCGAUCUUACCGGCUUCUCAAGUCCAACAUGCAAACUCCCAACGCCGAGUUUAAUGCUAGAGUGGACGCUUACCUUACCAACCGCGUGGCCAUGUCACAGCUUCUAUCUGCCACUGAGGCUGAUUGGCGCAACAACGAGAUUAACCAGACUUUUGCUCAAUUCUUCCCACAAGCCCAGCGUCAAGCUCAGUCAAUGUCACACCGUUGGUCAACGCCAGGCUACUCAGUACCUCAGCCUCAGAAUAACCAUGUGUCGAGCCCCAUGGAGCAGCAUUUUGACCCAAACUUUCAGACUGUCAACUAUGCACCACAUCAACCAACUAGACACAACGAGCGCAAUCAUUCAAUGUCGGGCCUGUCUCCCACCGAAUCAAGAAACGACGGUCCGGUAUCGCCACCAGCCCUUACUCCUGGCUCAGGUACUCACCCCGAGACGCCUCAGUCUCGCUGCGCUUCUACCUUUGGAAACGUUCAGCCGCCACCUGUGAUGGAUUUCAGCCAUGACGGUUCUGCAUUCACCACAGAGCUACCUGCUGAGGCUAAGAUGCUCUUGGGUGGCGUUGGCAUGAACGAUUUCAACCCCACGCUUUAUGGCGAACACCAGAAUUGGGGUGCCCAACAGCCAUUCCACUAUGGCGAGGAUACCAAAUACUUUAAGGAAGAGGAUAGUGAGCUUGAUACUGGUUACGGAAAGUACCCCGAUCCCGACACAAUGAACUGGGACGAUGCCAACUUCGCGACGCCUACCAAGUAUUCCACCGAUGAGCAGGAGCCUUCUUGGGACUCGUAUAUCAACGACACAGCAUGGGUCACUGAGCAACAGCAAUAAGACGUUGCUCGGCAUAUUUCCCGGCUUUUUCCUAAUGAUUUUAUGAUACUAUUUUCUGCGAUCAUGUACAGUGUUUAACAAUUAUUACAACAACACUGCUGCUGCUGCUGCUCAAUUCGUUAGAGCAAGGCGACUCGAUGUUUAAGGCGCUUGGGCGAUUUGGCAUGCUUGGACAUACCCAAGAAAAAACAGGACUUGGAGGCACUUUUACCGCAUUUUUUAGAAUAACGAAGAGGCUUCCGCCAGGUGUUUGGAGGCGCAUAACUGUAUUUAUUAGUAGGACACAUGGUUAUCGUGCGCAUGGAGGUUGGGACGAUAAUAUUUACGAUACCGCUCAAACGGAGCCGAAAGAACCUUUUUCUCCUUUGCGGUGUUGACGAGGUUGUUUAUUUUGUGUUUCCAACCGGUCGAUUGGUCUCCUCGUCUUUGGAUGAGUUGAGAUUUCGGUUUGCAAUUGAGAUAUCCUAGUCGGGCACAAUUCUUGUAUACAAAAGAAGUACAAGAAAGGGACUAAAAAGUCUCAGGUCUGUUUUAAAAUUAAUAAAAAUCUUGGAUAUAA